GCCCAGUUUACUCUUCCAUAAAACAGAGAGAUUUCUCCCAAAAUUUCCUUAUUAUUUUCAUAAGCUUUUCUGAUUCUUAACACCAUGGCCCAGUACCUUGAACUCAUCGCUCCGAUCACCAGCACCACCACUAUGGUGGUCUUCUCCAUCUUCGAAUCAACUCUUUCAACCUCAAAAUCUCUCUCUAAUCCUUGCUGAGAGGAUCUGAACUUUCUCUCUAUAUCGCCGGCACCACCGUGGCCCGCACGCGCGUGAUCUCCAACUCCCAAAGCCCCGUGUGGAACGCUUCAAGAUCCCCCUUGCACACUCGGCCUUCGAAGUCGAAUUCUACGUCAAAGACAACGACAUGUUCUCCGCUCGCCGGAUCCUCUCCGGCGAAACCAUCAGUGAAUGGCUGCCGAUACUCAACUCACUCGGCAAGCCUCCGAAACUGGACGCAUCGCUCCUACUCGAAAUGAGGUUCACGAAAUGCGAGGACAAUCCGAUAUACCGGUGCGGCAUCACGACCGAUCCGGACCAUUUCGGAGUCCGAAACUCCUACUUCCUGGUUCGGAAAGGCGGGUCGGUCAAAGAAAUUCAAAACCAAAGUAUUCACGGCGUUUCGGCUUUGGCAGCGUUUCGUUCCACGCCACGUAUGAUUUCAGCCUUGAUCAUUCACAUGUCAAAUCGGUUUCUCCAUUUCCUCAUUUAAUACAACUCUUCCAUAUUCUCAGACUCUCUCAAAACCUGCUUGUUUUUGGCUAUGCUUAUCCGGCUUAUGAGUGUUUUAAAACUGUGGAGAAAAAUAAGCCUCAGAUUGAGCAACUUCUCUUUUGGUGCCAAUACUGGAUUAUAGUUGCUAUGCUUACAGUCUUUGAAAGAGUUGGGGAUACUUUCAUUUCAUGGCUACCACUGUACAGUGAAGCAAAGUUGGCAAUCUUUAUAUAUCUUUGGCAUCCUAAAACAAAGGGAACAUCAUAUGUUUAUAAAUCUUUCUUCCAGCCUUAUGUGGCUAAACAUGAAGGGGAAAUUGAUCACACCUUAUUGGAGUUGAGAGUUAAGGCUUGGGAUAUUGCAAUUCUGUAUUGGCAAAAGGCUGUGAAUUUUGGCCAAACAAGGUUUUUUGAGAUUCUGCAGUAUGUUUCUUCUCAGUCAGCAGCACGGCCUAAACCUGAUAAGGUAUCCAUUGACAAGGAAAAGUAAUAUCUGCUCUAGGGAUCAGAAGUCAUUUGUUUAGUGCAUUCUACUCUGCAUUAUUCUGAUGGUAAUUGUUAAAAUUGGGAUAAGAAUGUUGAUUACUCGAUCUUUUGCCUUAAGCUCAUUAUGCAGAAACUGUGUAUACUUGAUCCUUAUACAUCAAAUUUUUUUUUUUUGGCCCUUUUAUAUGGUUUAAUACUGAACCUAAGUAGUUGGAGUUAAGGCAUUGUUGUCUUAGGCAAACUUUAUUUGUUAAGACAAGGUAAUGAGAUUGUAUUUAACUAAAUUUAGAGAAAUAACUGAUAGAAUAUUUGUUUCAUUGCA
Quercus robur (English oak) is the source of this 1500-nucleotide messenger RNA. RefSeq names its product HVA22-like protein i. The transcript has 5 exons. The record is from RefSeq and is a predicted model, not a curated record. Bases 391 to 1182 code for a protein of 263 amino acids. Lineage: Eukaryota; Viridiplantae; Streptophyta; Magnoliopsida; Fagales; Fagaceae.